This is a messenger RNA of Dama dama (fallow deer), 1141 nucleotides long. RefSeq names its product gametogenetin-binding protein 1-like. The transcript has 6 exons. The record is from RefSeq and is a predicted model, not a curated record. The coding region runs from base 1 to 999 and encodes 332 amino acids. Lineage: Eukaryota; Metazoa; Chordata; Mammalia; Artiodactyla; Cervidae.
AUGGAGGCCCCUGCUUCAGGCCCUCGACCCCGAAUUUUGGGCCGCUCCUCCAUGUUCUGCUUUUUCCGGAGCUUGGUGGGCAGCAAGCGCAGCCCGAAGAGCUCAGACAAGGCCCCGCAGAAGGGCCUGAGGGGGCAGGACGCCGUCCCCUUGAUGACCAACCGUCACCGUUGGGGACGAGCUGCAUGGAGGGAGACCAGGCCUCCCACCAGGCUGACCUGCGCCCGCCCUGGGGCCCUGCCGCGGCCCAGCCCCUCGGGGCUGGAGAUGGGGGCCCCAGGGCCCCAGACCUCCCCAGCUGCAAAGGUCCUGAGGGUCGUGGCUCAGAGCGUAGAGGUGAAGCCAGUCCUGCCCAGAGGAAGCCAGGAGGUGCUGGGCCACCUGUCUGAGCUGGAGGAGAGGGAAGAGGCGGCCACAGGGGAGGCCUCAGGGAAUACGGGCACCUCAGAAAGGGGCCACUCUGCCCAGGCCUUGGUGGUGGAGCUGGGAUGCGUGCCGAGGGCCGUGGGGCCACUGGAGUUCAGCCCCGAGGCCUCCAGGGAGGAGGAGUGUCUGCUUGAUGGUGACCUAAGGCUGGCCUCCUCCAAGGUGGGGGCAGCUCCCUGGAACCGCCUCCUCGGCUUGUACAAGCGGCUCCAGAAGGGGGCCAUGGCCAAGUUCCCUCUCAAGGAAGGCCUGCCCGGAGAGGAGCCAGGCGAGGAAGAGGAGGCGGAGGAGGAGGAAGACAGCGCCCUCAAGCUCUGCGUCCCAGGCACCGUCACCCUCCAGUCACCGCUGCAUAAGGCCUUCAGGUCAACGGACACAGUAGGUUUUGUGGAGGCGGAGCUAAAGAAGCUUCUGGUUGUUCAGCGGGAGUCCCGCCUCUGGAAGAUGGUUGGCUACGACGGCCGGGAGCUGCUGACCCAGCCAGAGAUCACCCUGGAGGAGGCGGGCGUCGUGGACGGCCAGCACCUGCUUCUGGAGGAGAUGGAUGAGAUGGGAAACUGGCCUCCAGAGUGAAGCCAGCGCCGCCCGGGGUCCCUGCAAGUGUGGAGGGAUGGAGCCCUGCUUCUCAGGGCACCUCAAGGAGCCCCUGGGGGCAAGGGGUCUCAAGAUAACCCGUGUCUGUGCAUCUGCAGGGUGGGCCUGCCCGGCAGACUGC